CAUCUCACUAGCAAAACAGUCAAAGCAAAACAUGGCACAUUUUGCUCAUACCAGCACCACCGCUAUUCUUGCUUUCCUCAUCCUUCUUUACUCUUCUGAGUCCAUUUUGAGUGAUGAGUAUGGCCUUGAGUCCUCACCUGUACCAGAUUCAGAUGUUGAUCUCUUGGAGUUUCCUCUGAACCUUGAGUACUUGGAAGCUGAGUUCUUCCUGUAUGGCUCUUUGGGUUUUGGCUUGGACAAAGUUGCACCAAACUUGACAUUGGGAGGUCCAAAACCCCUUGGUGCUAAGAAAGCCAAACUGGACCCUUUCACUAGGGAUGUGAUAGAACAGUUUGCAUGGCAAGAAGUUGGACACUUGAGAGCUAUUAAAAAGACAGUGAAAGGAUUCCCAAGGCCACAGUUGGAUUUAAGUGCAAAAUCAUUUGCAAAAGUGUUUAAUCUUGCAUUUGGGCGUGUUUUGAAGCCACCAUUUGAUCCUUAUGCCAAUAGCUUGAACUAUCUCCUUGCAUCCUAUUUGAUCCCUUAUGUUGGUCUUACUGGUUAUGUUGGAGCAAACCCAAAACUCCAAGGCUCUACUUCCAAAAGGCUUGUUGCGGGUCUUUUGGGUGUGGAAUCAGGACAAGAUGCAGUGAUUCGAACAUUGCUGUAUAAGCAUGCUCUGGUGAAAGUGCAUCCAUAUGAUAUAACAGUGGCCGAGUUCACAAAUCGGCUUUCUGAUCUGAGGGACAAGCUGGGACAAGCAGGUUUGAAAGAUGAAGGCCUUUUGGUUCCAAAAUAUAAAGGAGCUGAGGGAAAAAUCCGUGGCAAUGUUCUUGCCGGAGAUGGAUAUUCAGUUGCAUAUGACAGAACACCGGAGGAGAUACUGAGGAUUGUAUAUGGAUCAGGUGAUGAACAUGUCCCUGGGGGUUUCUAUCCGAAAGGAGCUGAUGGUCGUAUUGCUAAAUCUCAUCUACAAAAUGAAUAGAACUGGAAGAAAUAAUACUAGUUCAUCUUAGUUUACCUUGUUUAGAAAGUUUGUUCUUUCUCUAGACAGAAAUAAAUGUUCCCUAAUGAUUGUGAUCAAGGAAUUUGUCUCCAGCUUC
This is a messenger RNA of Rosa rugosa (rugosa rose), 1082 nucleotides long. RefSeq names its product desiccation-related protein PCC13-62-like. The record is from RefSeq and is a predicted model, not a curated record. Bases 32 to 964 code for a protein of 310 amino acids. Lineage: Eukaryota; Viridiplantae; Streptophyta; Magnoliopsida; Rosales; Rosaceae. The transcript is spliced from 3 exons.